GCAGCUUCCGGUUUCCCCGCCCUCAGUCAGCUGUCGGUUGUUGGUUGUUUGCAAACAGUUAGGUUACCGUCCACCGGGUCCAUGGUCCCUGCUGCGUCCUCUGCGGUCCUUUAGCUCCUCCGCGAUGGGGGACAACGACGGCAGCGAAAUCAUAGAGCACCACGUCGAGGAGGAGAUGGAGAAGAAAUGCACGAGAAGCCACGCAGCUUCCUCCUCGUUCUUGGAGAGCGUCACUCCGUCCGACAGAGAGGGCCACAGCGGCACCCAGUCCUCCCACAGACUGCUGGCCUACAGUGAUGCUCUCAUCUCCAUUAUCGCCACCGUCAUGAUAUUACCUGUUGCCCAUACAAAGAUGGAAAAUAAUGAGGAGUUGAGGGAGAGUGUUCAGCUUCUGCUGACAACAAAGAUAGCUGUUUACUUAAUGACAUUCCUUAUUGUGACUGUUGCAUGGGCUGCGCAUAUCAGGUUAUUUCAAGUAAUUGUACGCAUUGAUGAUUGCCUUGCACUGCUGAACCUCGCCUGCAUGAUGCUGAUAACCUUUCUACCGUACACAUUCUCUCUGAUGGCGACUUUCCCUGAGCACAUCCUCGGCAUUUUACUCUUUUGUGGUUGUGUGAUGGUGAUGGGCAUCAUUCAGUCGGUGAUUGUGUUGUACGCCUUCAGCCGUCCCUUCCUGCUUAACGAGCAGAUCCAGAUCGCCGAGAACCAAACCUACUACAAACACCACAUCCUCAAAGUCAUCAUGCGGGUUCCCAUCAUGUGCUUUUUUGCCGGCAUCUUCUCCUUCAUCUUCUUCCAGCUGUCUUACGUGCUGUUGGCAAUCGUCAUUUUCCUGCCGUACAUCUCCCGGUCUUUGAAGUGGUGUCGCAACAAAGCCAUUGGUCAGGUGGAGGACACUCCAGACUCCAUGUUGUUUUACACCUACCUGCCUAACGAGCCCCUCAGCAAGGAACGAGUGGAGGCUUUCAGCGACGGAGUUUAUGCCAUCGUAGCAACGCUUCUCAUCCUGGACAUAUGCAAGGACAACGUUCCAGACCCGACAGUUGUGCAGAAGCAGUUCGGCGGGAGCCUGAUAGCAGCUCUGCAGGUCUACGGCCCAGAGUACCUCGCCUACUUUGGUUCCUUCGCCACCGUCGGCCUUCUCUGGUUUGUGCACCACUCGCUCUUCCUCCAUGUCACCAAGACAACGCGCUUCAUGGGCCUGCUGAACACCUUCUCACUGGCGUUUGUCGGAGGUUUGCCUCUAGCCUACGAGCUAACACACGAAUUCCCGCACAACUCUCGCAACGAACUUGAAGCCAUUCAGAUCAGCUGUGUGAUCAUUUUCUUCGCUGGCAUAUUUCAGCUCGCUAUUUGGGUGGUCGCUCUUUACAAUGAACAGGAAACCCUGCACCCUUAUGUGCGAUAUGGCGGACGCGAGCACAUAUUUAUGCUAGCUAAGCUGUCUCUGUACCCCUGCGUAGCUCUAGGGACGUUUUUCCUAACUUGUGUUUUGAGUAAAUUUAGCGCCUCAAUUUUCCACCUGAUGGAGAUCACGGUGCCUUUUGCUUUCCUCGUGUUGAGGCUGUUGGUGCGUGUUGGGCUAGCAUUGCUACGGCUAGUGUUCUGUCCUGAUAGGCCUGACCACAGGGUUAUUGUAGAGGAGGGAGAUGACGAGACAAGAGUGCCAUUCAACGCUUUAGUCACCUAGCUAGCUUGAAGGGAAGUGGCCACAGAAAAUCAAGCUGACUGACCGAGAAGUGAGGCAUUGUUGCUAAAAUGCUUUGUCUCUGAAAGAGUUACUGUAACGGACUGAAUUGGAAAUCACAUGAAGAAGAUUGUUCUCUUUUCAGUAUUUCUACUGGUCGAUUAGACGCGACAUCGCAAGUUGAAGGCGAAGUAUGGAAACAGAGUAGUGACAGCAGGUUACCUAUCCAUUCAUUUUUGUUUUGUUUUUAAACUUGAAGAAUAUACUUAUGCUGUGACCCACAAUAAGGUUUCACUUUGAUUUUAAAGCUCAGAUGUCCAGAAGUAGCAAAAGGUAAAAAAUGAGAAAUGUUUUCAGGGAUGGCUUGAAGUCAUGUAUGCUAGCUAGCUGAUUAUACACUUCCAUUAGAACAGAAAAGAACAGGUUUUAAUAAUUAGAGUUCAGUUUUUAUGCCAAGUAAAGGUGUAAGCUGAACAGUCCGUCCAAGUGGUUUGGUUUUAAUUCAGCCUUUAUUUAUUAUUCAUUUCACCUCUAUUUACCCAGAGAAAAUUUGCAAAGCAUGUUCAGACACGUUACAGAAAUUCAUACAUGAGCGAGUAUUUAAGAUACUUUGUGUACGACAAGAAAAGGUUUUGCUUUCUCAAGUUCGUCUCCUUUCAGACUUUUGCGCCAAUAUAAAUGUUGCAGUUUGCGCGUUAGCCAACGAGCUAACUGGUGUAGUCAGUGUAGUGUUUGUACUUCAAGCAUUUUACUGAACGGAUAUGGCCAUACAAAUUGCACUGUUUUAAAAUAUUUGGAUUCACAUAUUUGUUUGUACUAAUCUGUGGAAUGUAAUUUCACCUUUUCAGUGUUUUUUUUUUCUCUACUGUUAUCUUCAAUAGGAGGGGAUAGUAUGUUUACUUAAAUGACCCCCACAACUGUUGUUUAGCAGUAUAAAAAGGCCAGAUUGUCCAUGGCUGUUGUUGAUUUUAGUUUCAGUGAUAAAGAUUUUUUGUUUUCUGGAAAACUCUUGUCUUUAAAAUGUAAUGUUAACCCAAUGUUGUUAUAUAAUACUAACAUCAGAAAGAAAUCAAUUUAUUUUGUUCUGUUUUUAUGAAGAGGUUUGUGAAAUCAGGUGUAGUACAUUUCUCCAGAAGGGGUCACUGUUGUUUUUGUAAAAUAGUAUGGACUCCACUUUCUUGGCUGUAAUGAUGAUGUGCUGUGCUAUUAUGUACAACUGUGUGUCUGAUACUGACUCAAAUUUGCACUUUAAUGGAAACCUGUCUGGUGAUGGAGAAGGGUUACAUAUAUCAAAAAACUGACUAAACAACACAGAGUUGAAAGAGUUACAACCAAAAAAAUAGAGCUGGCUCUGAAUGUGUGCAGGUAAAAAGCUUGUUUAUGAUUGGUUGGACAAGCCAUAUUUUUGGAUUUUUUUCUAGUUUUGCUUGUCAUGUUUUUAUUCUGUUAAUUAACAUCAGCUUCCAGAUCUAAACUGCAUUUAGAAGCAAGUAUGGUUUUAUUUUAUGUAUUAUUAUUUGUAUAUAAUGAUCUGUAAUCAGCAUUGGUUGAUUUGAAUGGGAGCAGUGUAAUUUCAGAUUUUAUGGAGGAAUAAAUGCCUGUAAUUGUUUGCCAUUCAACAAUCUCUUUGCAUCCCAAAUAAUGAACACAAUUUCAUCAUGUCAAACAUUUUCACCUUAUAUAAAACAGCAUUUGUAUAUUUUUACAAAUCUUAACCAGUCUAUCGUCAUUCCUCCAACAUGGUGGCUUGUUUGUUGAGGCCAGAAGGUUCUCAAAAAAAAAAAUUCUCUUUGACAGAUUUAUGUUUUUAAUGUUCAGAUGUUUGUUUGUGGCUACAUGAGUGCAAAUGCUGCAAUUGCUCUUUCACACACUGUGCAAAAUCUUUUUUUAUAUAAUUAAAUGUCACAUCACAAACCA
Messenger RNA from Perca flavescens (yellow perch), 3604 nucleotides. RefSeq names its product transmembrane protein 175 (gene tmem175). The record is from RefSeq and is a predicted model, not a curated record. NCBI's taxonomy places the organism in Eukaryota, Metazoa, Chordata, Actinopteri, Perciformes, Percidae. The transcript has 10 exons. Gene Ontology annotation, molecular function: potassium channel activity; proton channel activity. The coding region runs from base 125 to 1690 and encodes 521 amino acids.